This is a messenger RNA of Ustilago hordei, 1605 nucleotides long. RefSeq lists its product as uncharacterized. The record is from RefSeq and is a predicted model, not a curated record. Bases 1 to 1605 code for a protein of 534 amino acids. The transcript has 5 exons. Lineage: Eukaryota; Fungi; Basidiomycota; Ustilaginomycetes; Ustilaginales; Ustilaginaceae. Gene Ontology annotation, biological process: proteolysis. Gene Ontology annotation, molecular function: aspartic-type endopeptidase activity; nucleic acid binding; zinc ion binding.
AUGAUGGAGCCUGACACCAAGGAUAGGUUUGAGGAGCUGCAGAGGUUAAUGGAAAGGUCCGAGGAAAGAAUGGAGAAGCUCCUAUCAAUGAAUCGGACAGUUACCAACCAUUUCGUGCAAAGGUUGGAGUCAUUGGAAGCCCUCAUCGGGAGCAACAGUCAGUCUGAGGAGACUACCAACAAGGAGUCAUUUGAACCCAACCCAGCACCCAGACCACACAGGACGGGGUCAUUCCUAGGUCAAAACACACAAUCAUAUUUGAACUACGAGAAGUAUGUGACCCCUACCAGGCCGAGGUACAGUCAGCCCUAUGAAGGAAUACCUAGGGACACCAAAUAUGACGUCAAGAACAUGGGGGAGCCUUCCCCUGGUCAGUCUAAACCACUUUCCACCCCUUUCCCAAAGUUCAAUCUGAGGGAUGUGGAGAUCUUCCUGAUCAAAGCUGAAACAUGGUUUGCAUUCAAUCGAGUCUAUGACCACAAGAGCAUGAUCCAUCACAUGGGACAACGCUUGACUGAACAAUACAACCCCUGCAAUUCAAGAAUCAAAGCUUACAACAAGCUACUCAACAUGCGACUCACAACUGACACACCUGGUGCAGCUACUCGACAUGUUGAAUGGUUCAGGGACCUUGAAGGGCAAGUCAAUAUGGAGGACAGGGACUUGGUUAUUGACUUAUUCCGAAGUACCCUCACCCAUGGUCUUCAGGAGAAGUUUGAGCGAAACCCACCUACAAGUAUUUGGGAAUGGUAUCAAGAGGUAGAGGACAUUGAUCGUACUUCAUACCAAUUUGGUAAUCGUCCCCUGCCUCCUCACCUGUUACAAGCCCAGAAGCCAAGGGAGGCUAACCCUCAGGACAGCAACACUUGUCACAUGUGCAGAGGCACAGGACAUUGGGCAAGGGAUUGUCCUACUAGGAAACCUCCCGUACCAACGACAACCAGACCUAAUGGUCCAAAAGUCAUGGUGACCUUAGAAGAUGCCCCUGAGGGAGAAUCAACUCCUGAGGAGGAAAGCACGACUGAAGAAGAACCGCAAGAUGCAUAUUCAGUCAAGCAAGCCAGCCUCGAGCUCGCUCAGUUAUCUCUCGCCGACGAGGCAGAGAGCAAUUAUGAGGAGGACGAGGAGGGAAACAUCAUGCUUGAGUUAAUGGGUACGAUCCAAGAUCACCUGGCCCGAAUACUCGCUGACACAGGCGCAGGCUUAUCCAUAGUUUCAGAAUCUUUCGUCAGCAAGUACCACUUAAACACAAAACCAACAAAAACACGAACUGUACAUGGUGUCACUGGACACAAACUCACCAUUAACAGCUCUGCUACGGUGCAGGUAGUUAUUGGAAAACAUGUACUAGGGGCGGUGGAGGCAUCAGUAGCCAACACUGCUGAGUAUGACCUCAUUCUGGGUUUCUCGGAAUUGAAAAGGUUGAGACCAAUGAUCCAGUGGGAUACUGGCCAACUCAAAUUCAAGACCCAAGCUCAGAAGGACCAACCAGAAGACGGAAAGAUUGAUCCAAGCAGCUCUGGAGGAUGGCCCUAUUGGGUACAUGCUGCUAGACACUCCGCCCUCAUCCCUUCCGGCAUUCAGAUUUGUGCCUACUGGAGCUGA